Messenger RNA from Leptosia nina, 2433 nucleotides. The record is from the annotation of a GenBank genome assembly. NCBI's taxonomy places the organism in Eukaryota, Metazoa, Arthropoda, Insecta, Lepidoptera, Pieridae.
AUGUCUGUUAGUGAAAAAGUCUCUCUAUCGGAUGCUUUGAGCAAUGUGGACGUGCUAGACGAGUUGACUUUACCAGAUGAACAACCAUGUAUAGAAGCAGCGCCCUGCUCUAUCCUGUACCAAGCAAACUUUGAUACCAAUUUUGAAGACCGCAAUGGCUUUGUCACUGGUAUUGCCAAGUAUAUUGAAGAAGCCACUAUUCAUGCCAACUUGAACGAACUCCUAGAAGAAGGAAAUGCCCAUGCUGUUAUGCUCUACACUUGGCGAUGCUGCAGCCGUGCCAUCCCGCAGCCUAGAUCAAAUGAGCAGCCAGAUAGGGUCCACAUUUAUGAGAGGACAGUGCAAGUGCUUGCUCCUGAGGUGGAUAAGCUGCUACAAUUCAUGUACUUUCAGAGGAAAGCAAUAGAACGUUUCUGUGGCGAGGUGCGAAGGUUGUGCCACGCGGAGAAGAGACGCGACUUCGUGUCAGAGGCGUACCUGCUAACCCUGGGCAAGUUCGUGAACAUGUUCGCCGUGCUGGAUGAACUGAAGAACAUGAAGAGUUCAGUCAAAAAUGAUUACUCCACGUAUAGGCGAGCUGCACAAUUCCUGAAAGUGAUGUCAGACAGCCAAAGCCUGCAAGAGUCCCAAAACCUGUCUAUGUUCUUAGCGACGCAGAACAAGAUAAGAGACACAGUCAAGGACGCUUUGGAGAAGAUAAACGGUUACGAGGAUCUUCUGGCAGAUGUCGUCAACAUUUGCGUUCAUAUGUUCGAGACAAAAAUGUACCUAACCCCUUCGGAGAAACAUAUGCUCGUGAAAGUAAUGGGUUUCGGAUUGUUCUUAAUGGAUUCAGAUGUGUGCAACAUCAACAGGCUGGACCAGAAAAAGAAGAUUAAAUUGGACAGAAUCGACAGGAUAUUUAAGAAUUUGGAAGUCGUACCCCUAUUUGGAGAUAUGCAGAUAGCCCCGUUUAACUACAUCAAGAGAUCUAAGCAUUACGAUCCAAGCAAAUGGCCGCUUUCCUCCAACGUCAACCCGCUGUCGCCCCAAGCCGAUCUGAUGGUCCACUUACCGCAAAUUCGGGAGGAACAUCAGAACUACAUCUCUGAAUUGGCGAGAUACAGCAACGAGGUAACAACGACAUUCAAAGAAGCCGGCUCCGAUAACGAGAACAGAGCGGUCACAGAACUGUGCCUGCGCGGUCUGCAGCUCCUCUCGUCCUGGUGCUCGGUAUUGACGGAGUUGUGCUCGUGGAAGCUCCUCCACCCCACGGACCACGCUACCAAUUCCAGAUGCCCACCGGACGCAGAGGAAUAUGAGAGAGCCACCCGCUACAACUACACAUCGGAAGAGAAGUUCGCGAUGAUAGAAGUGAUAGCGAUGAUAAAAGGCCUCCAGGUGCUGAUGUCGCGGAUGGAGACGGUCUUCGCGGACGCAGCACGGCGGGCCAUCUACGCCGAGCUGCAGGAUUUUGUGCAGCUGGUGCUGCGGGAGCCGCUGAGGAAGGCGAUCAAGAAUAAGAAGGAUCUUAUACGCAGUAUCAUUGUAUCUGUUCGCGAGACGUGUGGCGAUUGGGCCCGUGGCUGCGAGCCUCAGCAGGACCCCGCGCUGCGGGGAAAGAAGGACGGCGAAGCCAGUUUCACUAUCAAAGUACCGAGGCGGAAUGUUGGUCCGUCCACGACCCAGUUGUACAUGGUCCGCACGCAGUUGGAAGCUCUGAUCUCGGACAAGUCUGGUGGACGGCGAACUCUGCGCAAGGACCUAGACGCGACGACUCUUGCGCAGAUCGAAACAUUCCACAGGCAGAGCUUCUAUUGGACUUACAUGCUUAAUUUGGCUGAUUCGCUGCAAAAGUGCUGCGAUCUGUCGCAGUUGUGGUACAGGGAGUUCUACCUUGAGAUGACAAUGGGGAGAAAAGUCAAUAAAUGCACAGUCCGCCACCAGCACAACGAGGAAUGCAACGACCUCAUCACCAUGGAGAAGAGAAUCCAAUUCCCCAUCGAAAUGUCCAUGCCCUGGAUAUUAACGGAUCACAUUCUGAGGAGUAAGGAGCCAGCUAUGAUGGAAUACGUCCUGUACCCGCUAGAUCUAUACAACGACUCGGCUCAGUACGCGCUAACCGUGUUCCGGAAACAGUUCUUGUACGACGAAGUGGAGGCGGAAGUCAAUCUUUGCUUCGAUCAAUUCGUUUAUAAGCUAUCUGAGCUGGUCUAUGCGCAUUACAAGCAGUUGGCAUCGAGUAUGCUGUUGGACAAGCGCUACAGGGCGGAGUGUGCGGCCCGAGGGGCGAGCACGGGCUGCGGGGCGGGGAGGUACGCGUCUCUCUUACGACAGAGGCACGUCGCUCUCUUGGGGCGACAUGUGGACCUGUGCGCUCUGGUUGCACAGAGGAUAAACGCGGAUAUGCACCGCGCGUUGGAUGCGGCCGUAGCUAAGUUCGAAGCCUGGUGA